AUGGGGGUGACACCUGUAGUAGAGUGUGGGGUGGAUCUUAUUGCCAUUAAACAUAAAGCUGUCUAUGACGGGUAUACGCAUAUCCUUCAGGAUUUGUGCAAGGGGCUACUUGUGGGAUGGGAGGUCCUAGAGACUCGCAACUGCUGUGGUGCUGAAAUGGACAGCUCCCAGCAGAACUGGCCACAUAAUGACUCUGUUUGGACCAGCGCUGAUGUGGAUGAUCGCUACCCUGGUAACUUCACUUUCUCCUGGACAGUCUUCCUUGCAAUCCUCAUGGGGAUUCUUAUAGUGACCACUGUACUGGGCAAUGCUCUGGUCAUGUUGGCUUUCCUGGUAGACUCCAGCCUCAGGACACAGAAUAAUUACUUCCUACUCAACCUGGCUAUUUCGGAUUUUUUAGUAGGUGCCUUGUGCAUUCCUCUUUAUGUGCCAUAUGUGCUCACUGGAAGAUGGAGUUUUGGAAGGCAUAUGUGCAAACUCUGGCUCGUCCUCGACUACCUACUCUGCACCUCUUCAGUGUUUAACAUCGUUCUGAUAAGUUAUGACAGGUUCAUCUCGGUAACCAGAGCUGUGAGCUACAGGGCCCAGCAGAGUAAUAGCAAGCAUGCAGUUCUGAAGAUGUCAAUGGUUUGGCUCUUAGCCUUCCUCCUUUAUGGGCCAGCUAUUAUCACUUGGGAGUAUAUCGCAGGAAGGAGCAUAAUUCCAGAGGGUGAAUGCUUUGCUGAAUUCUUCUAUAACUGGUACUUCCUGAUAACUGCUUCCACUCUUGAAUUCUUCACUCCUUUUAUCAGUGUGACAUUCUUUAAUGUAAGCAUUUACAUGAACAUUCAGAGGCGAACAAAAAGCCGCCUUGACGUCUUACAGGAAACACAGAGCCAGACUACAAUGGAGGAUAUUAAGGUGGCUUCAGAACCACCCAGGACCAGCUCUUUAAAAUGUUGGAAGCAAAAGAUUCUGAAAAAUGGUCACCAUGGAACAUCCAAAGCCAAAGAUGCUGAGAUGCUGAGUAAAUCCAAGUCAACUAGGAGAAGUUUUAAUGAAUCCUGCAGCAACCCAUCUCUGGAGAAAAGGAUGAGGAUAGUUUCCCAAGGAAUCGCUCAACGGUUCCGUUUAUCUAGAGACAAAAAAAUUGCCAAAUCCUUGGCAGUGAUUGUUUGCAUAUUUGGGCUAUGCUGGGCUCCAUAUACUCUACUGAUGAUCAUAAGGGCAGCAUGCAGGGGCCACUGUGUGCCUGAAGUUUGGUAUGAGGUAUCCUUCUGGUUGCUGUGGAUAAACUCUGCUGUGAACCCUAUCCUGUAUCCUUUGUGUCACUACAGUUUCAAGAGAGCAUUUAAGAAAAUCCUGUGCCCACAAAAGCUCAAAAUAAAACCACACAGCAAACUCCAGCACUGUUGGAAGUGA
Molecule: messenger RNA, 1401 nt
Organism: Bombina bombina (fire-bellied toad)
Lineage: Eukaryota; Metazoa; Chordata; Amphibia; Anura; Bombinatoridae
Gene: HRH3
Product: histamine receptor H3
Exons: 6
Coding region: 1-1401 (466 amino acids)
Biological process (GO): adenylate cyclase-activating adrenergic receptor signaling pathway
Cellular component (GO): membrane
Molecular function (GO): histamine receptor activity
Source: RefSeq, a predicted model, not a curated record